Molecule: messenger RNA, 1162 nt
Organism: Solenopsis invicta (red fire ant)
Lineage: Eukaryota; Metazoa; Arthropoda; Insecta; Hymenoptera; Formicidae
Product: short-chain dehydrogenase/reductase family 16C member 6
Exons: 8
Coding region: 138-1079 (313 amino acids)
Cellular component (GO): lipid droplet
Molecular function (GO): oxidoreductase activity, acting on the CH-OH group of donors, NAD or NADP as acceptor
Source: RefSeq, a predicted model, not a curated record
CUCCCCGAUUAAAGAUACAAAUCUUAGAAAGAUUAACACCAUUAGUGCGCAUUCUGCUUGCAUUCUGAAUAGUGAUUUUUCUUAAGAGCUAAUUGAAACGAGUUUAAUAUUAUAUUGCACAGCUAGUAUAAUACACAAUGGAUAGUUAUCAUGAUGAGACAAUUUUGAUAAAAACAUAUAACAUCUUGCGCCUACUAGCAGAGAUAUUAUUACUUAUUUUGAAAAUUAUAUAUUAUAUUUGCGAAGAUAUAUACAAAUUGAUCGUUCCACCGAAGAAAAAGAGCGUAGCUGGUGAAAUUGUUUUGAUAACAGGUGCAGGUUCUGGUAUCGGAAAGGAAUUAGCCAUUGGCUAUGCUUCAUUAGGAGCAACAGUGGUAUGUUGGGAUAUAGAUGAAAAAACCAACAAUCAGACGAUGAACGAUAUUAAAAAAAUGGGAAGAAACUCUGUAUAUGCGUAUCGAUGUGAUGUAACAGAUAAAGAAGAAGUUUUUAAGGUAGCCGAGAAAGUGAAAAACGAAGUAGGUGACGUUACUAUUUUGGUCAACAAUGCUGGCAUAGUGUUUGUUAAAUCAUUCCUGAAUCAGACCUUAGAUGAAAUUGCACGAGUCAUAGAUGUCAAUGUAACAUCGCAUUAUUGGACAUUAAAAGCAAUUUUACCAAGAAUGAUCGAAAAGAAUUACGGUCAUGUUGUGGCAAUUUCAUCAAUAACAGGACUUGCUAGUGGGCCUUAUGGGACGGUUUACGGUCCUUCCAAAUUUGCAGUAAAAGCAAUUAUGGAAGCUAUUUCGGAAGAAUUGCGUAUUUUGAGUAAAGGAAAAUCUUCCAUCAAAUUUACUACUGUUUAUCCGACUUUUGUGCAAACCGGAUUUGCUGAAUCAAAAAUUAGGUUUUCAUGGUUAGGACCACUUUUACCACAGAAAGCAGCCGCGUUAAUAAUUAACGCACAAAGGCAAAAUUGUGAAAACAAAAGCUUGCCUUCAAUUGUUUUGCCCGGUUCUAAACUAAUGAGACUUUUACCUGACAAAGCAUUUAAAUGCAUACUAGACUUCAUCGAUAUAAGUGCUUAUCCAGAAGAAUAAGAAAUUGUUAUUCUUGAUUUUUCACGUCUCAUAAAACAUAAAAUUGUAUAAUUAUAAUAAAUUAUAUAAUUAUAAUAAAUCAA